Rhinolophus ferrumequinum (greater horseshoe bat) is the source of this 2438-nucleotide messenger RNA. RefSeq names its product coagulation factor XIII B chain (gene F13B). Bases 197 to 2182 code for a protein of 661 amino acids. NCBI's taxonomy places the organism in Eukaryota, Metazoa, Chordata, Mammalia, Chiroptera, Rhinolophidae. The record is from RefSeq and is a predicted model, not a curated record. The transcript has 12 exons.
AAAGCAUUGUCCAUUAACCUAGUUGUGUUAUUUUAUUAUUAUUCGAAAAUAUUUUAACUGAAAUGUAAGGCUUGUGACAAAGGGACUUAAACAGAUGUUGUAAAUAAUUAACUUUUCAGCAGAAGUAUUGCGUACUUAAUGAGGAGUCCCCAGGGCUUCAGAAUUGUUCGAAUCUUUAUUAAGCACACCGUUGAAGAUGAGGUCGAAAGUCUUGGCUUUUAUUAUCAUAUUAAUCAUCUCAGGAGAACUCUACGCAGAAGAGAAACCCUGUGGUCUUCCUACUGUGGAAAACGGAAGACUUGCCCCAUAUUACUACACUUUUGAAAGCUUUUACUUUCCAAUGAGCAUAGACCAAAAAUUGUCAUUUUCCUGUUUGGCUGGUUAUGCAACUGAGACUGGGAAAAAAGAGGACAAAACCACGUGCACAACAGAAGGCUGGAAUCCGAGACCAAGAUGCUUCAAAAAAUGUACUAAGCCUGACCUGAUGAAUGGUUUCAUCUCUGAUGCCAAAUUAUUAUACAAAUUUCAAGAGAACAUGCGUUACAGUUGUGCUUCAGGAUACAAAACCACUGGAGGACAGGAUGAAGAGGUGGUUCAGUGUCUCGCUGACGGAUGGUCUUCUCAACCAGCCUGCAGGAAGGAGCAUGAGACAUGUUUGGCUCCAGAAUUGCAUCAUGGAAAUUAUUCCACAACACAGAGAACGUUCCGAGUGAAGGGCAAAGUGAGGUACGAAUGUGCCCCUGGCUACUACACAGCUGGAGGAAAGAAGACGGAGGAGGUAGAAUGUCACACCUAUGGAUGGUCUGUCACACCAAAAUGCACCAAAUUAAAAUGCUCUUCUUUAAGAUUAAUAGAAAAUGGGUAUUUCCAUCCUAUAAAGCAAACCUAUGAAGAAGGAGAUGUAGUUCAGUUUUUUUGUCAUGAAAAUUAUUAUCUAAGUGGGGCUGAUUUAAUCCAGUGCUACAACUUUGGCUGGUACCCAGAAUCUCCUGUAUGUGAAGGAAGAAGAAAUCGAUGUCCUCCUCCACCUCUGCCUCUAAACUCCAAACUUCAAACAUACUCAACAACCUAUCGUCAUGGAGAAACAGUUCGUAUAGAAUGUGAACUGAAUUUUGAGAUACAGGGAUCAGAAGAAAUACGUUGUGAUAAUGGAAAAUGGACGGACCCUCCAAAGUGCACUGAGGAAAAGGAGAAGACAGCUUGUGAGGAGCCACCCCACAUUGAGCACAGCGCAGCAAAUCUCUAUGCUAAGGUUUAUUACAAUGGCGAUAAAGUGGCAUUUGCAUGUCAAAGUGGCUAUCAUCUGCGUGGGUCAAAAGAAAUCACCUGUUUGCGUGGGAAGUGGACUGUUCCCCCCGAGUGUGUUGAAAAUAAUGAGAACUGUAAGCCUCCACCCGAUGUAACAAACGGGGCUGUUGUUGGUGGAUUGUUGGCAAGCUACACGACCGGGUCCUCCGUGGAGUAUCGGUGUAAUGAAUAUUACAUACUGAAGGGAGCGAAAAGGUCUCGUUGUCAGCAAGGACAGUGGUCAUCCCCACCUGUUUGCUUAGAGCCAUGUACUGUUAACAUGGACUACAUGAACAGAAACAACAUAGAGAUGAAGUGGAAGCUUGAAGGAAAGGUCUUACAUGGAGAUUUAAUAGAUUUUGCAUGUAAACAGGGCUUUGAUCUAGCUCCAUCCACGCCAGUGUCUGCAUUAUCUGUGCAGUGCGAUAGAGGAGAAGUGAAAUAUCCUGUGUGUUUGAGAAAAGAAUCUAAAGGCAUGUGUGCAUCUCCUCCACUUAUUAAAAAUGGAGUCAUUACUAGUUCAGUAAGAGGCAGCUAUGAAAAUGGUUCCUCAGUAGAAUACAGGUGCUUCGAUCACCAUUUCCUACAAGGGCCUAGAGUUUCCCACUGUUCACAAGGAGUGUGGACCACACCACCAUUGUGUUUAGAGCCUUGCACAUUAUCUUCUGUUGAAAUGGAAAAUAAUAAUUUACUGUUGAAAUGGGAUUUUGACAACAGACCAUAUAUUUUCCAUGGCGAAUAUAUUGAAUUUCUUUGUAGGAGAGAUACUUAUGUGGCUCAGUUAUCUACUAUUGGAUCUGAACUUAGAGUGCGAUGUGACAGAGGGCAGUUAAAAUAUCCAAGAUGUAUUCAAAGACAAAGGAUGCUGUUUUAUCAAGAACCCGUGAGGACAUAAAAUGAAUGGCAGAAAGAAGAUUCAUAUUUCAACAGAUAAAAUCCUUUAUGAAACGUAAUUUUUAGAAGAAAAAUGUUGAAUUAAAAACUUACAAAUUUUCACUUGCUUGACGAUUUGAACUUAAAUUGCUUAUAAUGAAUAUUUUCUGUAUCUGUAAAUAAAAGCCAGAAUACAUCCAUUCAUUUUUAGUUUGGAUGAUUUCACAUGAUUUCACAUGUAACCUAUCUGUAAAUAAAAGCCAGAACAUAUCCUUUCA